AUGGCAGAGCAACAUAAAGAAAUGGAGGUAGAUUCUGUGAAACAACCGGAAACUACGAAAUCAGUGGAUCAAGUAGAGAAGAAAGUUGAAGCACCUAGAACAGCUUUACAAGAUGUUGAGGCUAAUAUUGUUGCCUUAAAUCAAGCUACAAAGCAAAGAGAUCCAAGACUCGUAUAUCGGGCUUUAAGAACAACUUCCAACAUCAGUCGUCGCCUUUCAGUUGAAACUUUAGGCCAUCUUAUCAAGAAAUAUUAUUCUACUGAGCCCGAAACGAAGAAAGAACUUCUUAGCGUGAUUGGGGUGAAUGAUUUGCGAAUGGAUGAAAGCAAGGACGAAAACGAAAACAAGGGUGCUUCUCUCCCAGAAGUCAGCAUGUAUUUACAGUUGUUGGUUGGUGUUACGUUAUUUUAUAAUGAAAAAUAUGAUGAUGGUGCUGGUUACAUGGUAAAGGUUGUGCAACGCUUACAAUCAUUUGAUCGCCGUACUUUGGAUCAGAUUGCAGCAAAACUAUACUUUUAUUAUACCCUGUUUCUCGAGAAAUGUAACCGUUCUGUGGAGUGCAGAAAUACCCUGCUGGCGGUACACCGGACAGCAACUCUUCGUCAUGAUACAGAAUCGCAAGCUAUGAUUUUGACUUUACUGUUGCGCAAUUAUAUUCAAUUCAAUCUUUAUGAUCAGGCAGACCGAUUGGUUUCCAAAACAGUAUUCCCUGUCAACGCAAGCAACAACUUGGCAAUUCGUUAUCAAUACUAUCUUGGACGAAUUCGCGCGAUUCAGUUGGAUUACACUACUGCUCAUGAACAUUUGGUGAGUGCUAUUCGAAAGGCACCCAAUACCAUUUAUGCCGUUCAAUUCUUGCAAGCCGUUUACAAAUUGCAUGUCGUUGUUCAAUUGCUCAUGGGAGAGAUUCCCGAAAGAAGAAUAUUCCGUCAAAAAUCUUUGGAAAAAACGCUAAUUCCUUACUUACGCAUCAGCCAAGCUGUACGAAUUGGUGAUUUGAACGCUUUUACAGAUGCGUUGUCAAAAUACGAAACUGAAUUUCGUUAUGACGGACUACAUACUUUAAUUUGCAGAUUGCGCCAUACAGUAAUUAAGACGGGUUUGAGAAUGAUUUCUUUGUCAUAUUCCCGAGUUUCUUUGCGAGAUGUCUGUAUAAAGUUGGGCUUGGACAGUGAAGAAAGCGCCGAGUAUAUUGUUGCCAAGGGCAUUCGAGACGGUGUAAUUGAUGCCAGUAUUGACCACAAGAAUGCCUUUAUGGCUAGUAACGAAGCAUUUGACAUUUACGCUACAGAGCAACCUCAGCAAGCUUUCCAUGAACGCAUUCAGUUUUGCUUGGCACUUCAUAAUGACAGCGUAAAGAGUAUGCGCUACCCGAUGGAUGCUCACAAGAGUGAGUUGGAAGAUGUAGAAGAAGCGCGUCGACGAAUGGACAAAGAAAUGGCAGAGGCCGAUUUAGAUGAUGACGAGCCUGAUUUGGGCGAUUUUUAA
Molecule: messenger RNA, 1488 nt
Organism: Schizosaccharomyces osmophilus
Lineage: Eukaryota; Fungi; Ascomycota; Schizosaccharomycetes; Schizosaccharomycetales; Schizosaccharomycetaceae
Gene: rpn3
Product: 19S proteasome regulatory subunit Rpn3
Exons: 3
Coding region: 1-1488 (495 amino acids)
Biological process (GO): regulation of protein catabolic process; ubiquitin-dependent protein catabolic process
Cellular component (GO): proteasome complex; proteasome regulatory particle, lid subcomplex
Molecular function (GO): enzyme regulator activity
Source: RefSeq, a predicted model, not a curated record